Molecule: messenger RNA, 2655 nt
Organism: Leishmania mexicana MHOM/GT/2001/U1103
Lineage: Eukaryota; Euglenozoa; Kinetoplastea; Trypanosomatida; Trypanosomatidae
Product: putative asparaginyl-tRNA synthetase
Exons: 1
Coding region: 1-2655 (884 amino acids)
Biological process (GO): asparaginyl-tRNA aminoacylation
Cellular component (GO): cytoplasm
Molecular function (GO): asparagine-tRNA ligase activity; nucleic acid binding; ATP binding
Source: RefSeq, a predicted model, not a curated record
AUGCAUGCCAAGGCCUUAGCGAGGCUGCGGAUGUCCUUGGUGGACACGUGGCAGGCGCUGUGGGUGGUGGCGAAGUUGAAGACGGUCGAGAACGAGGCGCCGCUCUGGCAGACGACGAUACAGAGGAAUCUGGCGAUGAUCACGGAAAAGCCGCAUGCGCUUGCUUCUCCGAUGAUGGCAAGCAGUCUCCGGCUGGCGGUAGACGAGGCUCCCUCUUUAGCAGCGACGUCACCGCCUCUUGGACCCGGUCGCGGGUUCACAGAGUUCUGUUCCUCAGUUCCAGCACCCGUCUCUGUAGAGCCACCACCACCGGUGACAUCCUUGCCAUGGCGUGGUCGGGCUUUGCGCACAAGAACCUGCGCAUCUUCCUCAUCAGCGCUAGGUCUGAUGGCCGCCUCGUCUCUUCCGUCUUCUCUUCGUCAACACUGGUCCUCUUCUACUACUAUCUCCCGCUGCCCUUUCCUCUCUCUGGCGUUGCCGCUUUGUCUGCUGCGUCACCGUCGGACCCUGCCCCCCCAUCACCACCACCACCAUCGAUCCCCGCGUCUGCCCCUGCACACGCCUUGCAGAACCAUAGCUAUUCAGCUACACUCCGUGUUACUCUUUAAGGCAUCGGAUUCGAAAGGCCCGCGAAAACAAACGGAAGGUGCCAUGGAGACCGAGCAGCAGCGCACCGCUGCCAUUGCGCAGCUCAAAGCUAUUGUUGGUCUUGACGACAAGGGUGCCAAAGACUUGUCCACCAAGCCGGAACGCGUUGCCGAUGUGCUGGCCUUCUUUGCGCAGCACAAAAUCGAUGAAGCUUCUCCUCGCGAGGAGAAAGUCAUGCUGUUCAACGUGUGGACGAAGGUGAAGAAGCCUGUGCACCGCGAUCCCGUGACCAGCUUCAUCCUUGACGGCAAACUCGACAGCACGCAGAAGGUCGACGCCGCCAUCAGGUUCGUGAACGCUGCUGAGAGUGAUGUGGUGGACACGGCGGCCAUGUCGGCGGAGUGCGGCGUCGGGGUGACUGUAUCGCGGGAGGACGUGGAGAAGGCAGUUGCCGAGGCCCUCGCCGCCGAGGACGUGGCCGCGCUCAGGACGAAGUGGGACAAGAACCCGAACAUGAUGCUCGGCCAGAUGCGCCGUGUGGCGGCCCUGCGCUGGGCCGACGUGGAGCACGUGCGCGCGGCGCUGGAGAGGCAGGUUCCGGGGUUGAUCAAGGAUGUUAUCGUGGAGGCGAAGCCGGCAGCCGCGAAGGAGGAAGCCGCUGCGAUGCCGAAGAAGGAGGUAGAGUCGUGCCAGCAGAACUCGAACUUUAAGGAUGUUGCGCAGGGGCUACUGCGAUCCCCGAUUGGCGAGCUGCCGUCGCACAAAGAGGGUGCCUGCGUCUACGUCGUUGGUUGGGCCCACCGCGUACGCCACCAGUCUCGCAUGUCCUUUGUGGUGCUGCGUGAUGGCACGGGCUUCAUCCAGUGCGUCUUUGACGGCUCCACGGAGCCCUUCCACCGCGAAUCGUGCGUCGCCAUUCGUGGGACGCUGCGCCACGAGCCGAAGGCGAAGUCGGAGCUGCAGCCGCCGAUGGAGCUGCACGUGAACGAGUACGCCGUCGUUGGGGACUCCGACGGCACGAUUGAGACGGUCAUCACGGCUGAGAGCUCCGUCGACAAACUCUAUGACCAGCGCCACAUUGUGGUUCGCGGCACGCUGGCGUCGUCUGUGCUAAAGGUCCGGCACGAGCUGCUGCGCGUGUUCCGCGAGCACUUCUGGUCGCGCCAGUACUACGAGGUGACGCCACCGACCCUUGUGCAGACGCAGGUGGAGGGCGGCUCGACCCUGUUCGAGGUCCUGUACUACGGCGAAAAGGCGUACUUGACGCAGUCGUCGCAGCUUUACCUUGAAAGCGUGACGGCGUCGCUGGGCAACGUGUACUGCUGCAUGCCAAGCUACCGCGCGGAGAGGUCUAAGACGAAGCGCCACCUCAGCGAGUUCACGCACCUGGAGGUCGAGUACGACGUGUGCUCCUUCGAGGAUCUGUUGAAUCGCCUGGAGGACAUGUUGUGCACCGUCAUCCGCACCGUUAUUGAGCACGUCGGCGACUUGGUUGCCAUGCUAAACCCCAGCCAGCUCAUUGACCCCAACGGCAACGUGCGCGACCCCGCCAACUACAAGUUCACGCCGAAGCGCCCUUUCCGCCGCCUCCGCUACGCCGACGCGAUCCAGUUCUGCAAUGAGAACGGCAUCUUGAACACCGAGACGGGCAAGCCUUUCGAGUUCGGCGAAGACAUCACUGACCAGCCGGAACGCGCUAUGGUGGCCAAACUCGGCGAGUUUGUGUUCAUGACCCACUUCCCUGCCAGCAUGAAGUCUUUUUACAUGCAGCGCGACCCUGACGACCCGACGCUGACGGAGUCGGUCGACGUCCUGGCGCCCGGCAUUGGUGAGGUGCUGGGUGGCUCGAUGCGUAUGUACAAGUUCGACGAGCUGCUCGACGCGUACAAGCGCGAGGGUCUGGAUGCGUCCACGUACUACUGGUACACGGACCAGCGCCGCUACGGCGGUGCCCCGCACGGCGGCUUUGGCCUCGGUGUCGAGCGUCUGCUGGUGUGGAUGCUGAACCUCGAUAGCGUGAAGGACGCAUGCCUGUACCCACGUUACAUGGGCCGCUGCAAGCCGUAG